Messenger RNA from Saccoglossus kowalevskii, 1814 nucleotides. RefSeq names its product voltage-gated purine nucleotide uniporter SLC17A9-like. The record is from RefSeq and is a predicted model, not a curated record. Gene Ontology annotation, molecular function: transmembrane transporter activity. Gene Ontology annotation, biological process: transmembrane transport; ATP transport. Lineage: Eukaryota; Metazoa; Hemichordata; Enteropneusta; Harrimaniidae.
AAAGCUGUUGCCAGCCCACGGUCGAGGUGAUUGUAAUUCUUUGAUAACGCCGGACAGCACAGUUUAACCAACAUCUAUCAACACGCUACGGAAUAUGUAAAGUAUCUGUGUCGGCACGUGCUGUUUACGUAAUCCACACUCCCGAUCUCCAUACAUUCAUAACUUUGAUCGUCGUCGUUACUCACAGUCGACUCGAUUAAAAUUGUGACAACUGAAAGACAGUUCCUAUAGACCAUGUCACAGAGAACUACGUGGCAAAUGCUGACAAUGGUGCUUGGAAAUGGGAGAGAUGAAAUUCAGUAACUUUAGUCGAACGAGCUUAUCAUAUUUGAUCAAUUAUUAUUUUUUAAAGAAGUUACAAUGGUGACUGAGUUGUGGAGCAGAAGGGAAAAGAACUUGUGGACGCUAGCGUUGUUUGUGGGAACUGUGCUGAAUUUUGCUGCAAGAAACUCUUUUCCGUUAUCCGCUGUGGAGAUAUCCAAAGAACUGAACUGGGAUAAAAGGGAUACAGGUUUGGUUUUAUCCUGUUUUUACUGGGGAUAUGCAUCAACGCAGAUCCUCUCUGGCUGGCUGAGUGACAAAUAUGGAGGCGAUCAAGUUGUUACCAUGGCAACAUUUAUAUGGGGAGCUCUCACUCUUCUCAUGCCCUUACUUGUGUAUUUAUUUGAAAUCAAGUCUCAGCAACUUAGGUUUUUAGUCUGUUUUAGGAUUCUCUUUGCAGCUACACAGGCGUUUCACUAUCCGGCUGUAGCUAGUAUACUUUCCACAAAAGUCUCAGAUAACUCUAAAUCUAGAACAUAUUCAACAGUGAUGUCUGGUACAUCAGCUGGGAAUGUUCUCUCGGGCAGUGUAGGAUCAUUACUUUUGAUGCAUUAUGGUUGGCACAGCGUAUUUUAUACAUUUGGAUUUCUCAGUCUUGCAUGGGCUCUUGUCGUUAGAUUAUAUUUAAUGAAAGUCAAUAGAAGUGAAAUUCCCCUCGCUCAUGUAAACGGUGCUAAAGAUAUAAAAAAGAGUAUUACCCCAAAGAAGACUAUACCAUGGGGUGUGUUGUUCAGACAUCCAGCAUUUUGGGCAAUGAUUUUUGGACGAUUUUGUCUCAACUAUGUAUUUCAUCUGUUAUUUUCUUGGUUACCAACAUAUUUUACUGAAAAAUUUCCAGAUCAAAAGGGUUAUGUUUUUAAUGUAAUACCAUGGUUACUAUGUGUACCAUCCUCCAUCCUGUCUGGAUACAUUGCUGAUUAUAUAAUAUCAUACGGAUACUCAGUUACUGUUGCCAGAAAGUGUUUACAUACAUUGGAAUGUGGUGGCGUUGUCAUGUGCCUUUUAGCUAUCAGUUAUUCACAUGACUUUUCAACAGCUAUAUUUUUUGCAACAUCAGCUCUAGUGUUCCAGUCAUUCGGUCUUGCUGGUGUAUUUGCCAAUCCUCAGGAUAUAGCACCAGAUUUCACUGGUGCUGUGUUUGGUCUAAUGAACACAGCUGGCGCUAUUCCUGGAUUCAUCGGUGUCUACGUCGCUGGUCACAUACUGGAAUACUCGCACAGUUGGCCAUUUGUUUACAUGACAACUGCAUGUGUAUCUUUCACAGGGUGGUUGAUAUUCAUGGUGUUUGGAAGUGGGGAAAAAAUAAUUUAACUUGGCUUUGUUUGCCAUAAACUGCUGAAAAACAAGUGCUCUAUUACAUUAUUAUAUUUUAAAGAAAUUAUUUAUUUUUAAAUCAAAAUAUAUACCUUCACAUAAUGACAAAAAAAUUAACAUACUCGAUUUUCCAGCCUUUAAAAGUGCUCUGUGAUAUGUGUAUUUUGAUGUCCUGAUGC